UAUGAGCGAACCAUUACGGUAAAAGCGAGUGCAGGAAUGGUGUUAGUGUGUGAGUGUGUGAUGACAAAAGCUGUUGUAGUGUGGUCAAAUACUCAAAAUCUGUAGUGUGGUCAUGUGAUGCUGCUCAAAUCAGCGGUCAAGAUUGUGGAAACGAAGGGUAAUGGGCAGCCAUUCAGAGAUGUCCCCAUAGCUUGAGAUCCCAGACAGAGAACAUGACGAGGGUGCGCGAAUGGGGCCUCCAGGACCGGCCCCUCAAUACGGUUCACUUUGAGUCACCCUCACACACUACCACGUUGCUGGGCGGACUGAACACCCUUCGGGCCAAGGGUCUCCUGCUGGACGUCACCCUCGUCGCAGAUGGACAGGCUUUUCAGGCACAUCGUGUUGUCCUAGCAUCAUGUAGCGAUUAUUUCCGUGCGAUGUUCACGGAUGCGAUGCGAGAGUCCCGCCAGAGUGAGAUCUGCCUCAAUGGAGUGACAGCCGCAGGUAUCAGACUCCUGCUGGACUACGCCUACACAUCGAGGCUUGCCUUGAACCUGGCCAACAUUCAGGAUGUCUUGUCGGCCGCAAGUCACGUCCAAGUGGUGGCCGUUGUCGAAGCUUGCUCCAAUUAUCUGCAGGCACAGCUGGACUUGGAGAACUGUAUUGACAUAGCAACAAUUGCAGAAACAUAUUCCCUGUCACAACUUCGACGGCGUGUGUACCGGUUCAUGAGUGGCCACCUUCGUGACUUCUCCCGUUCACCAGACUUCCACCGCUUGGCGCCCCAGCAGUUGGAGUACUUGCUGGGCUGUGACUUCCCCGUGGAUUGCCCUGAAGCUGAAGUGUUGCAGAUUGUUGUGAGGUGGCUGCUGGCCAACUCGCACACAGUCAGUGCUGGACAGCGACUCACAUGUGCCCAGAGGCUACUUCGCCGAGUCCACUUUGCAGAAAUUAUGCCAUGGGAUCUGGAAGCCAUGCAGCAGCAAACAUUGCUUGGUCAUAGUUACCAAGAUCAACAUCUGUUCCACUUCGUCCUCUCGGAGACUUGUCGCCAGAGCAGGCUUCGCUCCGCUUUGCCGGACAGUAGCAACAUAGUGCCGGUGUCAAAGGCCUCGCCUCUCGUCAACUCCAGGGGAAUGGAACUUGCUGUUGUCAAAGUGGGAGGUUUUGGUAUUGGAGGAAUUACCAAUGAGAUCACCUAUUUUCUGCCUAGUGUCGGGAAAUGGCGACAUCUAACAUCCAUACCACAUGUGGAGCAGUGUAACUUUGGAACAGCAGUACUCGACAAUGACUUGUAUGUUGUCGGAGGUUGCUUCAACCAGUCUUUGCAGGAGAAUAUACAUCCUUUUGGUUUCCGGUACAGCCCACGCUAUAACAAGUGGACAACAAUGGCUCCGAUGCAACGGGAGAGAUGCCGUUUCUCGCUGAAUGUUGUGUCGGGUCGCCUCUAUGCCAUUGGUGGAGCCAGUGAGAUGGAUGAAGGCGAGCCAGAGAAUGAAGAUGAAGUGAGUGCCUGUGAGUGCUACUCCCCAGAGACUGACAGCUGGGAGAGUGUGCGGCCCCUCCCAGGAUACCGAACACAGCAUGCUGGGGCCACAUGGGGACACUGCCUGUUUGUGUCAGGAGGACUUGACAGGGACCUUGUCUUGGGCUCGAUGUGCUGCUACAAUGCGGGCACAGACACAUGGGACUACAGAGCCCCCAUGCUGACCCCACGUGCUGACCACGUGAUGCUUGUCAUGGGGGACCGCUUGUAUGUCUGUGGAGGAUGGUUUGAAGAUGCUGACACUGGUAACCGUGUCCUAGUGGACACUAUUGAUGUCUACGAUGUUACCGCGGAUUGUUGGCAGGUCGUGACUCGCAUCCCGACACCAAGGUAUCAUGCAGGAAUUGUGGGAGUAGACACCAAGAUAUAUUUCAUUGGUGGGUUCCACAGUGAUGCCAUGUUUGACCGUGCCACAGCUGUGAUUGAGUGUUACGACCUUGAAACAGAAACUUGGACCACAGGGGAGAAGUACCCUCAAGACAUAUGGGAACAUACUUGUGUCACACUGUACAUCCCACGGUGUCGUGACGAUAUGGAAGUAAUGGCGGCCGUUCAAGGUCGGACGUAGCAGUGUGAGAAUUGUCAUGACGAAAGAGAAUGUGUGCACUUUGCUUGCACUUCUAUAGGUGAAGCGUGGGGUGUUGCUUGCAAUGAAUUGUACAUUCAACAGAUGUGCUAGGGCGUGGUACAAACGUACAUGGAACACAAGUGGCAGAGAGUACUGUGCAAUUGUACCUGGAACGCAGGUGGCAGGGUAUUGUACAGUUCUGACUCAGGUGCUUUUGUUUACUUACAGAGCUUUACGUUUUUUAGUGUAACCUUUCUAAUCUGAAACACAAGCAAUUACUAAGCAUCACCUGGGAUGAGGUUUGUCUGCUUCUUUUCAUUGCUUGCUGCCAACAGAGUAAAAGAAAAUUCUUUGAAUUUUAAUGACAGUUGGCAGCUGCGAAAGGGGCAGUCUUAUUUACAUUUGUUUAUUGCUGCAGACAAUCACAUCUUAAUGUACAAAAUGUGUGAAUUCACAGCUGACACAAAUGUGUAUGACCUUAGUUUAAAGUUACUUGUCAGUGGUGUUGCACAGUGUUUAAGGGGAGGCUGUGAGCCCUGUCUUUGCAAAGUUAUUUUGCCACAUUUGGAAGCAUUUUUUCUAACCAACCGCAGGUUCCUCGUUUGUGAAAUGUGACAUGCAUACAUUCAAGGGUUCUUUGCAGUGAUUUGCUUGCAAAGUAAAAAUAAAACUGAGCCAGUACAGAUACCCCUCAACUGUACAUAUGCCAAGUUUCAUAAGUAAGGAUCAUGUGAUUGGUUAGAAAAAUACAUUCAAAUUUUAUAAAAUUUACUUUGUGAGGUUAGAGAUUACAAACUUCCUGCUGAGGUUGUCGUCUUGUGCUUUGUCCAUUAACCUAGAUUGCUUUCUAUAUAACCACAAUGUUUCAGAAGCCUGUUCUAGUCUUUAUUAGAGAUGGAACAGAUAUUGAGAAAUUUAUUAUCUCUGUGGCCCAUAGGCAGUGAUACCCCUUACCCUUGCUAAGGGAUGAGAAUAACAUUAUGAGCAGACUGCACAGAGUAAAACUGACUUUGCAUCCUUUCCAUUUUAAGAUGGGAAUAAAACCGAUUUCCCAAACAUUGUGGUUCUAUAUCUAAGACACUAAAGUGAUGGAUAGAGUUUUAAGAGUAUACAUACCUUGUAUGUAUGUAAGGGGUGGGCCAUAAAAACUGCCCCCCUCCCCACACUGCGACCCUCAAUGAUCUAUUGUGCUUAGAGUAUAACCUUACUUCACAUAUAACAAAUUAAACAUAGGUAUUGAACCAUAGAAAGAUCACAAAGUGAGUAGAAUUGUCUAUUUUUGUAACAGAGACCUGUGUGUUAUACUAUAAUGACUCCACCGUUGUUACAACACUUUAAGUGUUCAGGAUAAAUAUUGGAAUGUUUUAUGGUAGAGUUAACAUAUGUUGUUAAGUUCUUGUUACUGUUAUGUUUAUAACAUGAAUGUUCUUAAUUGCAUGCAAGAAAAGCAUAUUUAAUUCUUUAUACACAGGAAGGAAGGAGAACUUUGAAUGCUGUGUUCAUUAACUUUGUCUUUCACUCAGUCAUGUUGGUCUUGGCGUGGCUUUCUUGUAUUGGCACAUAAGAUUAAUGGCUAUUCUGAUAUAAUAAUUAGUAAUUUGUUUCUUGUUAUAAGUUAAUGUUGCAGUCACAGUAGACAUCUUAUUUUUCUCCAUAGGACCUUGUAUUGUUACAAGAACAUGUUUCUUCACAACUAUUCGUACUGGGAUCAUUAUUUUCUCACUUACAGUUUACAAAUAAAAUGCAGAGUAUUUUAUUCA
This is a messenger RNA of Cryptotermes secundus, 3856 nucleotides long. RefSeq names its product kelch-like protein 26. The transcript is spliced from 6 exons. Gene Ontology annotation, molecular function: protein binding. The coding region runs from base 213 to 2096 and encodes 627 amino acids. Lineage: Eukaryota; Metazoa; Arthropoda; Insecta; Blattodea; Kalotermitidae. The record is from RefSeq and is a predicted model, not a curated record.